AUGGGAUUGAUCGAAAAUCGAAUCUUUUUAUUUCCAGUUUUUAAACAAAAAUUAAUGAAUCAUAGUAGUAUAGCUCCAAUCGACGACCAAUUUGCAAUUGCUCACCGUAGUUAUCAUUUGAAUAUCCCUGAUAAUAUACCUUCAUAUUCGGAGUUGCCUUAUCUUAUGAACAUGAUAAAUGGCGCGGCCCUUUCAAUAAUGAGUGGGAUAAAUGUUGGCACUUUCAUGGUGAUGAAAAUAAUUGGAUCGUAUAUGAAUGUCCGUAGAGCGGCAAAAAGAUCACUUGAAACUUUUUAUUUCAUUUUAUAG
Molecule: messenger RNA, 309 nt
Organism: Funneliformis geosporum
Lineage: Eukaryota; Fungi; Glomeromycota; Glomeromycetes; Glomerales; Glomeraceae
Source: the annotation of a GenBank genome assembly